AUGGCGCACCCUCGCAGCGCUUACAGGCCGCGGCGCAGGUCGACGUCCAAGACGUCGUCCUUCCUUUCCAAGAUUGCGUUCGCCGCCGUCGUCCUCAUGGCUGUUCUCUGCUUCAUGCCCGCCGCGUCCAACUCUGUCCGCGCCGAGGACGACAAGGAGUCGUACGGUACCGUCAUUGGUAUCGACCUCGGAACCACCUACUCUUGUGUUGCUGUCCAGAAGGGCGGCAAGGUUGAGAUCAUCGCCAACUCGCUCGGAAACCGUAUCACUCCUUCUUGGGUCGCCUUCACCGACGACGAGCGCCUGAUCGGAGAGGCCGCCAAGAACCAGGCUCCCCAGAACCCCACCAACACCGUUUUCGACGCCAAGCGUCUGGUCGGCCGUCAGUACUCUGACCGCGACGUCCAGCGCGACCGCAAGCACUGGCCUUUCGAGAUUGUCAACAAGGCCGGCAAGCCCAUGGUCCAGGUCGAGUCCAAGGGUUCGACCAAGGACUUCUCCGCCGAGGAGAUCUCCGCCAUGGUUCUCACCAAGAUGAAGGAGACCGCCGAGGCCUACCUUGGCCACAAGGUCACCCACGCCGUCGUCACUGUCCCCGCCUACUUCAACGAUGCCCAGCGUGCCGCCACCCGCGACGCUGGUACCAUUGCUGGCCUCAACAUUCUCCGUAUCGUCAACGAGCCCACCGCCGCCGCCAUCGCCUACGGUCUUGACCGCUCGACCAAGUCCGAGUCGCAGAUCAUCGUCUACGACCUCGGAGGUGGUACUUUCGAUGUCUCGCUCCUCUCGAUCGAGGACGGCGUCUUUGAGGUUCUUGCCACCGCCGGUGACACCCACCUUGGUGGUGAGGACUUUGACAACCGUGUCAUCGACUACCUCGUCAAGCAGUACAAGCGCAAGACCGACACCGACGUUACCUCGAACAAGCGCGCCAUGGGCAAGCUCCGUCGCGAGGUCGAGAACGCCAAGCGCACCCUUUCGUCGCAGAUGUCGGCCAAGAUUGAGAUCGAGUCCUUUGAGGGCGGCAACGACUUCUCCGAGACCCUCACCCGCUCCAAGUUUGAGGAGCUCAACAUGGACCUCUUCCGCAAGACCAUGAAGCCCGUUGAGCAGGUUCUCAAGGACGCUGGUGUCAAGAAGGAGGACAUUGACGACGUCGUCCUUGUCGGUGGUUCUACCCGUAUCCCCAAGGUUCAGCAGCUCCUCAAGGACUUCUUCAACGGCAAGGAGCCCUCCAAGGGCAUCAACCCCGACGAGGCCGUCGCCUACGGUGCCGCUGUCCAGGGUGGUAUUCUCUCUGGCGAGGAGGGCUCGUCGGGCGUUCUCCUCAUCGACGUCUGCCCCCUUACCCUCGGCAUUGAGACCACUGGCGGUGUCAUGACCAAGCUCAUCAGCCGCAACUCGGUUGUCCCCACCAAGAAGUCGCAGAUCUUCUCGACUGCCGUCGACAACCAGCCCACCGUCCGCAUCCAGGUCUACGAGGGCGAGCGUUCGAUGACCAAGGACAACAACCACCUCGGAGAGUUUGACCUCACCAACAUUCCCCCCGCGCCCCGCGGUGUUCCUCAGAUCGAGGUCACCUUUGAGAUUGACGCCAACGGUCUUCUCCGUGUUUCGGGCGUUGACAAGGGUACCGGCAAGACCGAGUCGAUCACCAUCACCAACGACCAGCGCCGCCUCACCCCCGAGGACAUUGAGCGCAUGGUCAAGGAGGCCGAGGAGUACGCCGACGAGGACGCCCUGAUCAAGAAGCGCAUCGAGUCCCAGAACCAGCUCCAGAACCUCGUCUACUCGCUCAAGUCCCAGCUCGCCGACCAGGAGGGCAUGGGCGGCAAGCUCGACGAGGACGACAAGAAGACCAUCCUCGAGGCCAUCAAGGAGAAGUCGGACUGGCUCGACGACCACCCCGAGGCCGAGGCCGAGGACUACGAGGACCAGCUCGCCGAGCUCCAGGCCACUGUCGGCCCCAUCACCUCCAAGCUCUACGGCUCGGGCGGUGGCGCCACCGGCUACGAGGACGACGGCGAGGGCUACUACGGCCACGACGAGCUCUAA
Apiotrichum porosum is the source of this 2055-nucleotide messenger RNA. RefSeq names its product ATPase with role in protein import into the ER (gene KAR2). The transcript is spliced from 3 exons. Bases 1 to 2055 code for a protein of 684 amino acids. Gene Ontology annotation, molecular function: ATP binding; ATP hydrolysis activity; ATP-dependent protein folding chaperone. NCBI's taxonomy places the organism in Eukaryota, Fungi, Basidiomycota, Tremellomycetes, Trichosporonales, Trichosporonaceae. The record is from RefSeq and is a predicted model, not a curated record. Gene Ontology annotation, biological process: endoplasmic reticulum unfolded protein response; cellular response to unfolded protein; protein refolding. Gene Ontology annotation, cellular component: nucleus; endoplasmic reticulum lumen; cytoplasm.